GGGAAAAGUGGGCCUGAUUCUCGGGUGGCCAAUCCACCGAGCCCGCGGUGCCCCAGAGGAGGCGCCAGUGCUAGGCCAGCGCCAGGCCGGGGCUGCCUGCUUCCCGCGGCAAAGUACAAAUGCGCCCGAGCGCGGCGCCUGGCGCCCUUGGCGUGCACAGCCGGCCCGUGCUCAGCCAGCCCCCGCGGCCGCCGCGCCGUCGCCGCCGCCGGUACCGCCGCCCAGCCGGGCCCCAGAACCCCGCAGCCUUACCCCGAGCCCACCGAGCAGAGGGCGCCGGGCGCUUGUAGCCGGCGCGCCCGGAUCCGCCCGCUGGUCCCGCGCGCCUCGCCCAAAGCUGCGCGCUCUGCAGACCCCUGUCCUCCCCGUCUUUCUCCACCUCCCCUCCAUCUCACCUUCUUUGCUUUUAUUGUUUUCCCUUCUUGCCGCACCUUCCUCCAUCUCUCCAUCUCUCUCUCUCCUCUUCCCUUGUUCUCUUUCCACCUUCCUCUUAUUCCCACCUUGGACCUCCCUUGCUGUCCUCACCACCUACUCCACCCUUCUCUGACUCUCCAGUAUAGAGGCAGCCCUCCCUGGGUCUGCGGGCUGCUUUGUGCCCCAGUGCCUCAGUGUCUUCAUCUCACUUUCUCCCAACGCCCCUCCUGGCUCAGUGCCUGGCGGCCUGGCCCUGGGGGAAGGAAGGAUGGUUCCCGAGGUAAGGGUCCUCUCCUCCUUGCUGGGACUCGCGCUACUCUGGUUCCCCUUGGACUCCCACGCUCGAGCUCAUGACAGCCUUUCCAGAGCCAGAGACAAGGAGGCACGAAGCGGGGUCUUUGGGCUGGAGCCUCCCGGGACUGACAAAGCACGGGUUGGUCUGCCAGGUCCAGACAUGUUCUGCCUUUUCCAUGGGAAAAGAUACGCCCCUGGUGAGAGCUGGCACCCCUACCUGGAGCCACAGGGCCUGAUGUACUGCCUGCGCUGUACCUGUUCUGAGAGUGCCCAUGUGAGCUGUUACCGCCUCCACUGCCCACCUGUCCACUGUCCCCAGCCUGUGACCGAGCCACAGCAGUGCUGUCCCCGGUGUGUGGAACCUCACACCCCAUCUGGGCUCCGGGCCCCCCCAAAGUCCUGCCAGCACAAUGGGACCCUGUACCAACACGGAGAGAUCUUCAGUGCCCACGAGCUACUCCCGUCCCGCCUGCCCAACCAGUGUGUCCUCUGCAGCUGUACCGAAGGCCAGAUCUACUGCGGUCUCAUGACCUGCCCAGAACCAGGCUGCCCUGCACCUCUACCACUGCCCGCCUCCUGUUGCCAGGCCUGCAAAGAUGGGUCAGGUGAGAGAUCAGCUGAAGAGGACACUACGCAGUCGCAGCAUGGGGUGAGACAUUCCCAGGAUCCGUGUUCAGGGGACAGUGGGAGAAAGAGAGGCCUGGGCACCCCAGCCCCCACUGGUCUCAGCUCUCCUCUGGGCUUCAUCUCUCGCCACUUCCGACCGAAGGGGGCAGGCAGCACGACAGUCAAGAUUGUCCUGAAGGAGAAACAUAAGAAAGCCUGUGUGCACAGUGGGAAGACAUACUCCCAUGGGGAGGUGUGGCACCCAGCUUUCCGCUCCUUUGGACCCCUGCCCUGCAUCUUGUGCACCUGUCAGGAUGGCCGCCAGGACUGCCAACGGGUGACCUGUCCCACGGAGUACCCCUGCCAUCGCCCUGAGAAAGUGGCCGGGAAGUGUUGCAAGAUUUGCCCAGAGGACAAGGCAGACCCUGGCCCCAGUGACAUCAGUGCUACCAGGUGUCCGAAGGUGCCAGGCCAUGUCCUCGUCCACACAUCAAUAGCUCCAAGCCCAGACAACCUAUAUCGCUUUGCCCUCGAGCAUGAGACCUCUGAGCAGGUGGAGAUCUACCUCUGGAAGCUGGUAAAAGAUGAGGAAACUGAGGCUCAGAGAGGUGAAGUACCUGGCCCAAGGCCACACAGCCAGUAAGUGGAGGACGGGAGCUAGAGCCUGUGUCUUGUGGCGUCAGAUGCGGCUCUUUCCCUGCUCUACUCUGCCUCCUGUCCUAGGAGGAAUGGACGAAGAAAGCGGAGCCGUUCAGCCUGGAGAAGAGAAGACUCAGGGGGACAGGACCAUUGGCUUCCAGGCUCUGAAGGACUGACCCAGGCAGGGGGAGCAGUUGGGUUCUGAGUGACUGCAAGGGUCAGAACAACAAGCAGGGGCUUUGAGAAUCAGACAGCCUUGAGUUUGAAUCCCGGCUCUGCUCUUUCUUAGCUGUGUGGCCUUGGGUAAUCACUUGACCUCCCUGGGCCUCAAUUUUUCUUCUGUUAAUUGGGAAGGAGGGUUUUUGGAGGAUUAAAUGAAAUAACAUGGGUACAGUCCUGACCUAUAGUAGGUGCUAACAACAUUAGUACCUUCAUCCCACCUACUCAGAAUUACAGAGAAGCAUAUUUCUACCGAUGAGGGGAAGCACUUUCUCAUACUUAGACCCUUUCUGUCAAAGAAGGGAGGGAGCAAGCUCAAUUCACAGGGGUGUGCAAGCAGCAGCUGGUGGGGGCUUUGCCACAGCCGAGGAGUUAGAUUCAGGAACACUUAUCAUUGUUUUGUGCCUUGAGGUCCCCUCAAUCCCUGGAUAGGUGCAGGUUUACUUCAGACCUUCCCCCAACCCCACAAGGUACUGGGACCACAAAGAGCAACAGACCCCAGUCUCUGUCCGUAGGAACCCAGGACUUAGUGAUUUGGAUGCAGCAGGAACUCCCCGGGAGCUGGGCUGGUCAGGCUGGAAGGCUUCGUGGAGAAGGAGGCAUUAGGAAGGCAAGAGGAGCACAAUGCAGGCAAGGGUGGCAGCGAGAGCCUCAGGCCCCAGAGCCUCGGGUUCCAUGCGCUCUGCUCUCCCCUGCAGUGUAGUAGGGUGUAGUAGGCCC
This is a messenger RNA of Mustela erminea (ermine), 2892 nucleotides long. It is a transcript of the gene CHRDL2, whose product is annotated as chordin like 2. The record is from RefSeq and is a predicted model, not a curated record. The transcript is spliced from 10 exons. Bases 683 to 1957 code for a protein of 424 amino acids. Gene Ontology annotation, molecular function: protein binding. Lineage: Eukaryota; Metazoa; Chordata; Mammalia; Carnivora; Mustelidae.